AUGACAAUCAAAGAAACACUAAGACUGCAUCCUCCAGCUCCGAUGAUUCUUCCGAGAGAAGCCAUGUAUCACUUCAAAAUCCAAGGCUAUGAUGUGGACCCCAAAACACUCAUCCUUGUGAAUGAAGGGGCAAUCGCACGAGAUCCUAAGAUUUGGAACGACCCAGAAGAGUUUUUCCCAGAAAGGUUUGAUGGAAGCUCGGUUGAUUUUAAAGGACAACAUUAUGAAUAUUUGCCAUUUGGAGCUGGUCGAAGAAUGUGUCCAGGGAUAUACAUGGCGACAACGACACUACAGUUUGGACUUGCAAAUCUUCUCUACUGGUUUGAUUGGAAAUUGCCUAAUGGGAUGAAGGUGGAAGAUUUGGAUAUGGAAGAAUCAGCUGACGCUUCUCUCACCGAAAGCUUACGUGAGGGAUAG
This is a messenger RNA of Pyrus x bretschneideri (Chinese white pear), 417 nucleotides long. RefSeq names its product cytochrome P450 71B20-like. The coding region runs from base 1 to 417 and encodes 138 amino acids. The transcript has a single exon. Gene Ontology annotation, molecular function: monooxygenase activity; iron ion binding; oxidoreductase activity, acting on paired donors, with incorporation or reduction of molecular oxygen. Lineage: Eukaryota; Viridiplantae; Streptophyta; Magnoliopsida; Rosales; Rosaceae. The record is from RefSeq and is a predicted model, not a curated record.